Molecule: messenger RNA, 972 nt
Organism: Pochonia chlamydosporia 170
Lineage: Eukaryota; Fungi; Ascomycota; Sordariomycetes; Hypocreales; Clavicipitaceae
Product: t-SNARE protein
Exons: 3
Coding region: 1-972 (323 amino acids)
Biological process (GO): intracellular protein transport; exocytosis; vesicle fusion
Cellular component (GO): SNARE complex; endomembrane system; plasma membrane
Molecular function (GO): SNARE binding; SNAP receptor activity
Source: RefSeq, a predicted model, not a curated record
AUGUCGUACGGACAGUACAAUCCCUAUUCCGGGCCCCCUGCUCAGGAUGCUGGGCAGGGCUAUGGUGAGGCGAAUCCUUAUGGAGGCCAGUAUGAGAUGCAAAACUACAACAACCAGCAGCAGUACCAGCAACCACCACAGCAGCAGUAUGAUGGGUCUUCACAGCAACAGCCUACACAAGAUUCGGUUUUGACGCAGAUUAAGCAAUUGCGCGAGGCCAUUGAUAGAAUGCCAGCCUCCACUCAGCAUAUUGGCGACCAGUAUCGGGCUGUUCUUGGUAGCCCAGAUGGGAGAGGUAAAAACGAGCUCGAGCGCGCUGAAGCUGAUGCACAUGCUUCCCAUGUAGCCAUCAAGGAUGGCAUCAAGCAGCUUGAGCGUGAUAUUAAGAGUAGCCCCGCAAGCAGCCGCAACGUUGGGAAACAGCAAUUACCGGCGCUUAAGGAAACUUUCAAGCAAAAUCUAGAGACGCAUCGGCAAAUGGAGUACAGGAGCAAGGAGGACUACAAAAACCAGAUCGUGCGCCAGUUGGGGGCUAUCAAACCAGCAGAUCAACCUCCAACUGACGAUGAAAUUGAUCAAGUCAUGCGAGGGAAUGUGCGAAUUUUCGAGUCGGCGCUCCACGGCCAUCGACGAGAGCAAGCUAAUGCUGUAUUGGGUAAUGUCAAAGCUCGCCAUAACGAAAUUCAGCGCAUUGAACAAGACAUGGCCGAAAUUACACAACUGCAAGCCGAACUGGCGGCCAUGGUGGAAGAACAAGACGCGACCGUCAUGGAUAUUGAGCAAAACGCCGAACACACCGUUGACAACAUGGAGGCAGGAAACCAGCAAGUCAAGAUCGCAACAGACCAUGCUCGUCGUGCCCGUAAACUCAAGUGGUGGUGUCUCGUCAUUGUCGUCAUCAUCAUUAUCGUUGUCGCCCUUGGUGUCGGUCUAGGCAUCUGCCUCAACAGCAACAAGUGCGGUAGCAAGUAA